CUUUGUCGUAAGUUGUUUUCUUUCUGUUGAGCUCAGGGGCGGGUGGGUGAGGUAGAGAAAGCAAAGCAAAGCAAAGGGUGCACCGGGAAGUAGUUGUAGAUGGGCACUCUGUGGGUGUCUCACUACUUCACCAACUUCUGCGGCGGCGGCGGCGACUGUAACCACCUUCUCCAAUUCCCAACCACCACUCUCACUCUCUCUCUUCCUCCCACCACCCUUGCCAACUUCCAACUGCGCGCUUCUCAAACCACCACCACCACCACUACCACAAGAACAACAAGGAUAAGGAAAAGUCGGAGACUCAAAAGCGACGCCGAGAUCUGCGAUGACAUUCGCCUCUUCCUCGCUUCCGUUGGCCUCCCGGAAGACCACAUUCCCUCUACCAAGGAGCUCUUGCACCAUGGAAGGAAUGAACUGGCCAACAUUGUCAGACGCAGAGGACAUAAACAGAUUAAGGAGCUUCUCACAAGCUCAUUAAACGCCGGCGUUCAUUCAUUAGACCCGGAUAAAAGUUUUGAUGAAAGGCGAGAUGCUGCAAAUGAGUGUGAAAGUCUAUUAACAGGUCAGAAUGAGAGGGUGGACAGUCAGGUCGAUGAGGACACGGCUUCAACUGAAUUUCUUUCAGGGAACAGUUCUAGUAGUUUGUGCACUGGCUCAACUCUGAGUUUAGAUGGAUGCACUUCUGUCCCUUUAGAGUCCUUGGCUAAUUCCACUGUGGAGGAUGGCCUUGGUGAACUCAAUGAUCAUGCUGAAGAUGUCAACAAUGUGGCAGAGGGGAAUUUCUACUCAAGUGAAGUGAUUACUGUGGAUAAUGAUUGCAGUAGUCCAAGGGAAGGUUUUUAUCCGAGCUCUUAUAGCCAAAGUUCCAUGCCUACUGAAAUUUCUGGUGAAACCUCAUCUGUGACAACAUCUUCUGGAAAUUCGGAGUGUGAGGAUCGUUUAGUGGGCAAAACGGCUGGACACAUAACCUUGCCAUCCACAGUUCCUUCCAUGGAAAACCAUUCCAACACUUCAUUUACUGAUUCUGAUAUUGACACUGGAGAUAAAGAGUUAAGUCAUUUGCUACCAACAUUUGAUUUGUCCUUGGAGAAAAAGGACUGGUAUGCAUUAGAAGGUCUAGAUGACAGCAAUGACAAUAUUACUGAAGAUGUUUCCACAACCUCUGAAUUUUCCAUUAGGGGAAACUUAUCUGGUGAGAACAAAAUCAAUUCAGUUACCCAUUCUGCUGAAAGCAGUUCAAUAAACCUUGACAAUUCGGCCAACUUGUCUUUGGAGGAAAGAGUUGCAAAUUUUAUUCAGAAUGGAGAUUUAGAUCCAGUUGAAGAUCAUGUUUCUGGCAUUUCAAACGGAGAUGGUUCUCAGGAAAACAAAGUGAAUAUUGAAUCAAAACCUGUUGUUGAUAUGCCUCUAGACGCCCAUCCACCUAAAGAUAAUAAUGGCAUGCCUCUUAUUGGGAACACGGAGGCUUCAGAAGUGCAAAACCAAAGUGAGAUAAAUCAUCUCAAGUUCAUGCUGUAUCAGAAGGAGUUGGAGCUGUCUCGGCUAAAGGAACAGAUUGAGAAGGAAAAGCUCGCGUUGGCUGUCUUACAAACCAAAGCAGAGGCUGAAAUCAGCAAAGCCAGAAAUCUUAUAGCUGAAAAAGAUGCUGAUUUACGUGUUGCUGAAGAAAGUCUUCCAGGACUCAAGGAGGUUCAGAUUGAUUUCUGUGGCGAUGCUGAUGUCGUGGAGGUGGCUGGUAGCUUCAAUGGUUGGAGUGACCGAAUAAAAAUGGAUCCUCAACCAUCAGCUGGUGUUAUAGAUCUUGUUGGAUCAAGGAAACCCAAAAUUUGGUCAACGACGCUGUGGCUUUAUCCUGGUGUAUUCGAGAUAAAAUUUGUUGUUGAUGGCGACUGGAGAACAGAUCCUCAACGGGAGUCAGUAACAAGGGGCCACAUAUGUAACAACAUUCUAAUUGUAGAUAGAUGAUGCGUUCUGGCUAAGAUCACAAUUGCUAGAUGUAUAUAUAAAAGGGUAACAUGCAAUUGGAAGACGACCAUUUGCUGAGUUUCUGGAUUAUCACAUUUGACAGCAAUAUGGACAAGCACGCUAGAAUGAGCAGCAUUGAGAUUGCAUGUCCUUGACUACCAUCCAGUGUGUACAUUUAGGUCUGAGAUUAAUGUUGAGAUCAUAACAUCACCCGGACUAUGCAGGGAUUAGCUCGGAAUUAGGAGAAAACAAACCAUUAGAAUGAAGAGUUUUGGUAGUUUAACUUCUGUGUCAUCUUUUGUAACUAAUAAAUCUGUCCUGAGCAUGGACAUGUGUUUGGUUUUAAUGCAAAUUUUCCAGCCAUUGAAUUGUACUAUUUUUGCAUUUAGAUUGAUUGAUUGAAUGUACUGGCCUGGGUGCAGAUUUCAUUUUCA
Molecule: messenger RNA, 2399 nt
Organism: Lotus japonicus
Lineage: Eukaryota; Viridiplantae; Streptophyta; Magnoliopsida; Fabales; Fabaceae
Product: protein PTST homolog 3, chloroplastic
Exons: 11
Coding region: 100-1965 (621 amino acids)
Source: RefSeq, a predicted model, not a curated record